AACUGACAUUUCUGAAACUACCAAUGGGCGUGAACAGUAUCUGUUGUGUUUUGUUUUAAUUAUUUUCGAUUUUUUGUUAAAUUCUAUGUGACUAAAAUGGUUCGCAAUAUUCUACAACUAUGUGCCUUAAGUGUUAUAAUAUUAAUUGCGAGCCUUCAACGAACUGCUAACGCUCAAUACUAUGAAGUACAGAGAACACAAUUAGACCGCCUUGUCUGGUGUAACACCAUAUUAGCCGAACAGUACAAAUGUCAGAAUUUUACGGCAGCAUUAGAAAGAGAUCGGGCACUGUUCGAUGACCUGUACUUUAAUGUGUCUUGUCAUUACGGAUUUAAUACCGAAGAAUGCAUUCAGCUGAUUGAUUCGGAAAAGGCUCAUAUGAUGUCCCUGGAUGCUGGUGAAGUAUUUAUUGCCGGCCGUUAUAACUCGUUGAUUCCAAUUAUGCAAGAAGCAUUUGACGGCGGCUUUACCAAUUACUAUGCGGUGGCCGUGGUGAAACAGGGAACGAUUCCAGAGGUGACGUCGAUACGUGAUCUGCGAGGAAAGAAAGCCUGUUUCUCGGAAGUGGGAAGUCAGGCUGGUUGGACAAUUCCGAUUUACACGCUACAAAAAGAGGCUGGUAUGGAAAUCGUUGAUUGCAACAAUCACGUCAAAUCGGCUAUCAACUUCUUUGGCAAAUCAUGUGCUGUAAAUUCCCUGACAAACAAAUACAAUCCAAUCGGUGACAAUUCCGAUCGAUUGUGCGCACUCUGUACGGGAAAAGUACCGGGAGGAAAAUGUACACCAGACGAUCCAUAUGCUGGCUUCGAAGGGGCUUUCCGUUGUCUGCUCGAAGCGGGUGAUGUGGCAUUUUUGAAGCAUACUACUGUGAAUGAAAUGGUCGACAGCAAACAAUUCAAGUCUGUGACAGCUGAUCGCUUCGAACUACUUUGUAUCGAUGGACAACGUCGUCCGCUUUCAGAAUAUCGACAAUGCAACUGGGGCCUAGUUCCAUCGCAUGCUUUGGUCACUUCGUCGGCUCGUACUGCUGACGAACGAAAACGGUACCAACAGUUUUUGAUCAAAGCCGUUAACCUUUACUCGUCCAAAUCGAUUUCAAACGCAACAAAUGCCUUGAAUGAAAAACGCUACGACGGAUUCAACACAUUCGAUCGAAACAGUGACGACAAAUACUACGAUCGAACUCAGUUCAGAGAUUUCGCCAAUCCAUCGUUUGAUCGCGAUCGAAUUGAUCAUUUAAACAGCAAUCGAUACAACGGCCUCGCUAACGUGGACAGUGCAUUCGGACCGGAAAGAAAUUUCACCGAUGGAAAUGACACUCAACUGUAUGAGAAAUUCGAAUUGUUCGAGUCGAAACGGUACGGCGGACGUUUGAAUCUUAUGUUCCAAGAUGCUGCCAGAAAUUUAGUUCCAAUCAAGGAGGAAGAUCAAAGUUUUGGUGGAUAUUUGGGACAAUCAUUGGGUCAGAUUUUGGAGGUUCGCCAAUGUCCAGUGGGAAGAAUGACUUUGUGCGUUACAUCGGAUCCGGAAUUGGAAAAAUGUGUUAAGAUGCGGACCGCUUUGAAAGCUCAACUCAUCAAGCCAGAAAUGAACUGCUACAAAGCACACUCUCACAUAAAUUGUAUGCAAGCCAUCCAGUCUGGAGUGGCCGAUGUAACUGUACUCGAUGCCAGUGAUGUGUACACUGCCGGACUUCGACACGAUUUGAUUCCGUUCAUAUCGGAAAUUUACAAUUUGGGUGAGCCGGAAUAUUACGUGGUGGCUUUGGCGAAAGAAGAAGAUCCGGAUACAGAGCUGACGUACCUGAAAGGAAAAUACACCUGCCAUUCGGGCAUAAAUACAGCAGCUGGAUGGGUUUAUCCAUUGGCCUAUCUCAUCUCAAACGGUUGGAUUCGUCCGUACGGGUGUGAUAGUAUUCGUGCGGCAGCUGAAUAUUUUACAAAAUCCUGCGUUCCGGGUGCAAUUAGCACAGAAUAUAAUACUGGUGUGCCUUACGAUAAUAUGUGUGAUUUGUGUCAUGGUGCUAGUUACAGAUAUUGUCGCCGUGAUGCUUCCGAAGACUACUAUGGUCAUACUGGUGCAUUCCGCUGUCUGGUUGAAGGUGGCGGUCAUGUGGCAUUCGUUAAGCAUACCACCGUCAGCGAAAAUACAGGAGGAAAACGACGUGAAUGGUGGGCACGGAACACAUUGAACGAUGACUUUGAAUUGUUAUGUCCCGACGGCACUCGAGCCGACCUUAAAGACUUCAAGACAUGCAACUUGGGAAAAGUGAAGGCUAAUGCCAUUGUAACACGAGGAGGGCUGGGAUAUAAUGGAACGCAGAUUAAUGCUUACAUUAACCUGUUCACUUAUGCCCAGCAGUAUUACGGACGCAAAGAACUGGACUCUUUUGGGUUCAGCAUGUUCUACUCACUUCCGCCAUAUCAUGAUCUGAUCUUCCAAGAUGCAACUCGACAGCUGCAAAUGAUUCCGCCAGAGAAGCGACGAUAUGACUUGUACUUGGGAGGCGAUUUUAUGCGAGCUCGUCGCAUUACUGACUGUGAAUCAGGAGCUGAACGUUUGAAAUUUAGUUUAGUUGUCGUUAUGAUUGUAGCAUCUGCGAUGUAUGUGUUCGUUUGAUUGAGAUUUGAAUGCCUGAAGCUUUACCUUAAUAAGAUAAAGUUAUUGCACAAAUUAGAUUUUUUUUGUAAGCAAAUAAGUUUUUUGUCAACUCAUGCCGUGAAUCUCGACAAGAAAAUGAUGAUAAAAAUUUUGUGGAUCAUUGUAUCCCAUCGAAAUGUAAGCCGUCCAUUUUUAGUUUUACAUUUUUUUUUAUUAUAAAGCAAUUUUCCGUCCAAUUCCAUUUUGUAUAUAGAUUUUAUGUACUUUCACAAUGAAAAUAAAACAAACGAGAAAAAAAAAACAUUCCAAAA
Molecule: messenger RNA, 2912 nt
Organism: Bradysia coprophila
Lineage: Eukaryota; Metazoa; Arthropoda; Insecta; Diptera; Sciaridae
Gene: Tsf2
Product: transferrin 2
Biological process (GO): iron ion transport
Cellular component (GO): plasma membrane; recycling endosome; early endosome
Source: RefSeq, a predicted model, not a curated record